AUGGCAGAGAAUGCUAGUAGUUCAGCAAAUGGAAAUCACAACGAGCCACCACCCGAUUCAGAUGCAAUGGUACGUGCAAAGUUGACAAUUCAGACUUUACCAAGCUCUAAGAUUGAAAGGUUGAUUCCUUUUCUGAAUCAGGAGAAGAUAAGGAAGAAAGAGCAAGAUGAGCAAGAAGAAUUUGAAAGAUUAAGGGUUGAAAAUGAUGAGGAAUUUCAGUUAUGGAUGAGAAAGUUGGAUGCCAAAGAGGGGAAACCUCGCAGUGCAACUGAAAGUGAUAGUGAAGAUGAAGAAAAGAACUGUGAAGGAGUAGAAGAAGAGGAGAGCAGUGAUGAUUCAAUGAAGAGAUAUGAGAGAGCAAAAGAAGCAGAGAGGAAGAAGAAGAAAAGGCAAGAGUUUGAAGAUGUGAUGUACAAGUACUAUCUCGCUGAAAAGAAGAACAACCCUCGUAAGUUUGCUCGAACCAUGUCAAAACCCCUAAACGUGGAUUCUGACGGAGAGGAGAUUCCUGGUGAAGCAGAAGAUGAGGAAGAAGAAAUCGAAGAUGAUGAUCUCCAGGGUCCCUACACAUCUUCAGACAAUGAUGAUGGUACUGAUGCCUACUAUGAAGAUUAUGAGUUAAACUACAAUAGCAACAGUGAUGGCGAUUCUUGGUGA
This is a messenger RNA of Papaver somniferum (opium poppy), 657 nucleotides long. RefSeq names its product DNAJ protein JJJ1 homolog. The record is from RefSeq and is a predicted model, not a curated record. NCBI's taxonomy places the organism in Eukaryota, Viridiplantae, Streptophyta, Magnoliopsida, Ranunculales, Papaveraceae. The transcript is spliced from 3 exons. Bases 1 to 657 code for a protein of 218 amino acids.